Molecule: messenger RNA, 1104 nt
Organism: Purpureocillium lilacinum
Lineage: Eukaryota; Fungi; Ascomycota; Sordariomycetes; Hypocreales; Ophiocordycipitaceae
Source: RefSeq, a predicted model, not a curated record
AUGGCAGUGACACACGCCCGAUGCCGUCGCGCCAUGAUGAUGCAAGGCACGCCGGUCGCCUGGGCCAGCGCCUGGGUCAGCCAGAGUCGAGCAGGCGAGAGCCCAGCAAAGCGACUGGUUGGUCAGACAGCGGCUGCAAACACUGACUUGCUCGUUGCCCCUGGGCUGCUUGGCCGGUGGCGCAGACGUGCAGCAGUAGGGCGGCCACUCGGUUGGCUUUGCGGAAACAUGACGAUGCGGAUGCGUAGCGAUUGCUUCCGAUGGCACACAAAAGGGCCGCUUCCUUGGCCCUCGCCGCCGCGCCUAGGCUCGGUGUCGCGAACUGCCCGCGGCGUUGACCGGCCGUUGACAAGCCCUGAGGCGACUCUGCCGCAGACGCGGCAAAGGCCAAAGGGCCAUCGACCGGCGGCGUCCGUGCCAAAGCGACGAAAGAACCGACCAGGCCGGACCCUGCCAGGGGACCUGGCGCCCUGGGAUCCUGGGCCCCCGGCCGGGCCAACAGGGCUGAUCUCCCGAGAAGAGGGGCGGCGCCAACCCCUGGAUUAUUGGAUCCUCGGAUCUUGGGUGAUCUCGAGAUGGCGGCUGGCUGGUAAUCGCCUCGUCCGGGCCGGGUGCGGCAGCCUUCAUGUCGUCCUCGCAAAGGCCUUGCUCCGUGCACGCGUCGUCCGUCCGGCUGCUCUAUGGCGGCCAGGAGUCACGAGCUUUUGCUCCGGACCGAGGGAUUCGUCGGCGGCUGGCCAGCAGGGAAGCAGCAGCGUCGACCGAACGCCGGCCCGGCACUUUGUGCUGCCGCGACGGAGGAUCAGCGUCGAUCGCGAGAGACAGGGCGCGGGCGAAGGAUUGCAGCAGGCCGGUCGUCAUGCUGCAACCGAGCGAGCACACACACACCCUCACGUGUAUGUACGUAAUGCCGUCCCGACCUCCAGCGCGAGGCCAUAUUCAUGGACAGGGGUUCGAGGUACCGACGCCGUGGCAUCUCGAUUCGGAUGUAAAGCAAGUGGAAGCGGACGCGGACGGUGGCUGUGGUUCGCAAGAACACGAGGCCAGACGAUGCCGUUUACGAAUGGUGUUGGCAGGACAGGAUCCGGGGGUGGUUUUCCAUAA